Colletotrichum costaricense is the source of this 300-nucleotide messenger RNA. RefSeq lists its product as uncharacterized. The record is from RefSeq and is a predicted model, not a curated record. The transcript is spliced from 2 exons. NCBI's taxonomy places the organism in Eukaryota, Fungi, Ascomycota, Sordariomycetes, Glomerellales, Glomerellaceae. Bases 1 to 300 code for a protein of 99 amino acids.
AUGCAUCUUCAAGAACAGGUGUUGCAGGUGGUGCGUGCGCCAUUGUGGAAGGUCGGCAGUUCAGGGACCAUGAAGUCCGUCAGCAAAGGAUUGAUUGGGCAGAGCAAGGAUGGUCCUGGAUCCCGAACCCGAACCCGCAAGGGUUGCUGUCUCUCUCAGCCAAAGGGCCUGGGAGAGGACGGCGACCACUUUGAAGUAACUGUCGCCGACGUCGGGGAACUGCCGGAACGCACGGGCAUCACCGAGAGUGGAGACCCCUUCUUCACCGGGAUGGAUUACAUCUCUCGGGGGCUUCCGUAA